UGUAAAUAGAAACCGUCCAGUACCCUAACACUAUAUAAUAAAGUGAUCUAACGUACCAAAAAUACCAUCAAUCAAACAUAGAUCAAAAGAAAAUAAACUAAAUAAAGCACAAUAUUCAUGGCCAAGUCUAGAACCACUAGUAUUACUUGCAAGAAGAAGAAGAGCAUUGUCAAGCUCAAAAUUGUAGUCGAAAAGCUUAAAAAAAGUCUAUUGUGCGGUAGGUCAAAAUCAUCAGUUUCCAACUGCGAUGACUCAAAAAAUGUGUCCGAAGAUGUGAAGGAGGGUCACUUUGCUGUGAUAGCUGUGGAUGGAGAUGAACCAAAGAGAUUUGUGGUUGCAUUGAGUUACUUGACGCACCCAACUUUCUUGAAGCUAUUGGAGCAAGCAGCUGAGGAGUAUGGUUUUGACCAUGAAGGUGCAAUCACCAUUCCUUGUCCGCCAAGCGAGCUUGAGAAGGUUUUACAUGAUGAUCAGCAAUGGCAAGAGGAAGAAAGGCUCGUCUAGUAACUGGGGUUUUUGUAAAACUGUGGUACAGAGCUACUGAUCAUGAACAAGAUUUCUCUCUUCUCCUAGCCUCGCCCAGUGAGAGGCUUACACCGUAGAGAUGAGGAGUGUAGAUUCUAUUGGGGCACUGAUAAGAUUUGUUGUAUAAACACAAACAGAUUCUUGCCCCUUCUUAAAUUCUUAAACCCUAGAUACAGUAACUAGAAGCCCUCGAAAGAUGUGUGAAAGGCGUUUUGCAUUAUUUCUUUAAGCAUUUUAAGACCUUUUUGGGAUGAUGUAUCCGAUCAGUGAUAUGUUCUCUUCACACAAAACUGGAUUGCACACUUUCAUGCUGGAAAUAAUACAAUUAAUGUCCAUAUACAGUCAGCCAAGGAGUUCAUUUGCGCCUGUUGGUACAACUAUAUGACCUUAAUCAGCACCGCGACAGGCUUAAAUCAUACAACUUGCCAUGCAUGAUGCAUCUAUAGGACCUGCAAUUGU
Molecule: messenger RNA, 984 nt
Organism: Prunus persica (peach)
Lineage: Eukaryota; Viridiplantae; Streptophyta; Magnoliopsida; Rosales; Rosaceae
Product: auxin-responsive protein SAUR50
Exons: 1
Coding region: 118-504 (128 amino acids)
Biological process (GO): response to auxin
Source: RefSeq, a predicted model, not a curated record